AUAUCAAAUGUGAAGCUGUUCAAGCAAAUAACACAAGCUUUCUCAAAGUUACUAGGGAAUGAACAUGCUGUUAUCAGAUUCACGAAGGAUAUGGUGUACGUAGGGCAGAGUGGAGUGGAUACCGCGUUAAAAUCCUGGUUACAAGUUAGCGUGGAUACGCUCUUCACGGCCUAUAGAUGCGAGAGCAGCAAUAACAACGAGGUACAUAUUGAAGUAAGCAUGGAGCAGCUAUACAGGGCGAUAAAAUCAGCGCAUGAGACAGACGACGUAUUGUUGCGUCUUAUGAAGAAGGGAGCUAUACCGACUCUCAAUUUAUCAAUAAGCACGCUGAGCCAUUACAAUAGCAGGUUCACGAUCGAGCAAGACGUACCAUGCAGGCCACAGAAACAAAUAUAUGUUGAUACGUUCGACCAACCGGCUAUACCAGAGCGAAAUGUGACAGUCCAGCUACCGAGCAUUCCGAAGCUUAAGACGGUAUUAGAGAAACUACGGAUUCUUGACAACUACGUUACGAUACGAGCUAACUGGGAGGGAAAGCUUGAAUUCAGCAUCCUGAAUGACCAAGUGGGCGUUAGAACGACGUUUGAGAAGCUCGGAGUACAAUCGAAUGAAGGUGCAAGAGGUACGGUUGUGGUAGAUAGCAGGCAGCUAAUCAAGGUGUUCCAAGUACCCGAGCUCUCUAAUAGAGCUUUCAUAGGGAUAUGUAACAAUAACUGUAUGGCCUUCUACGGCUUCCUAGAGUCGCUCUCCCCGUCCUCAGAGGGCAAAGACGACUAUCUGAUGUUCGUGAUACCGUCGAAAGCGCUCUGAGAGCGUCUGAGGGUUGGGU
This is a messenger RNA of Wallemia mellicola CBS 633.66, 829 nucleotides long. RefSeq lists its product as hypothetical. Bases 91 to 810 code for a protein of 239 amino acids. The record is from RefSeq and is a predicted model, not a curated record. Gene Ontology annotation, biological process: mitotic DNA replication checkpoint signaling; mitotic intra-S DNA damage checkpoint signaling; double-strand break repair via homologous recombination. Gene Ontology annotation, cellular component: site of double-strand break; checkpoint clamp complex; nucleolus. The transcript is spliced from 8 exons. NCBI's taxonomy places the organism in Eukaryota, Fungi, Basidiomycota, Wallemiomycetes, Wallemiales, Wallemiaceae.